Lactuca virosa is the source of this 582-nucleotide messenger RNA. NCBI's taxonomy places the organism in Eukaryota, Viridiplantae, Streptophyta, Magnoliopsida, Asterales, Asteraceae. The record is from the annotation of a GenBank genome assembly.
AUGGAUCAAGAUUUUCAAAGCCCUAUUGUUGAAGAAGAAGUCAUACCUUCAGAAGGAGCUCAAGCUUCAAGAAGCUCAUUUGAAACACCCGAGUUGGACAUCUCCAAAGGCAAAAGCAAGUUGCCCAAAUCUAAGUUAGUUGAUGUGGUUCUGCUUCAAAACAAAGUCUUUGAUCUGGAACAAAGCUCUGCUGAAAAGGAGUUGAUAAUUGGAAAGAAGGAUAUUCGUAUCAGCGAGCUUGAGAAAGAGAACUCUGAUAAACCUUCAAAGAUCUCAGAGGUUCAAGCAAAUCUUGGUGGUUUAACUACUCUAUUCUUUGAUCUGAAGCAACGCCUAUUUCAAAAGUUUGGUGAUGAAUUUCAACCUUUGAGCGCUGAAGGAGAAAAGAUCAUUGCUUCUAGUUCAGUUCCUACCAAUCCAACUUCACAAUCUUCAAGUGAAAGAGCUGAAAGACCUGCUCCGGAUGCUAAUCUUGAUACAUUCUUAUCUUUUGGUCCUCUUUCUUCUCAGGCAAGAAGAGAGAAGAAAAUUAUGGUUGAGGAGCUGAAAGGGAAAAUGCUUGUGAUGAAGAACUCAGGUUAA